AUGGAGAAAGAGGAAUAUGGGCAUACAUUUGACUGGAGUCAAAAAGAUGAGGAUGUUUUAGGUGUAGAAUGGAUGGAGGCUGAUUUUAUCUAUGAUAUUUGUCUAGACAAUGCACAGGAACGCAUAGUGGGAGGAUACGCACCAGUCCCACAUUCAAUCAAGUACAUUGUGUCGAUUCAGACACUAGACCGCCAGCACUUCUGCGGGGGCUCCUUGAUAAAUAAGUAUUGGGUGAUCACAGCAGCACACUGUGACCGAGGCAUAAACAAAAUGUUGAUAGUAGUAGGAGACUACUCUCUGACCAUCUAUGAGGGCACAGAACAAGAAAUCAUGCCCCAGCUUUUGUUGCCCCACCCCGAGUACAACAGCACCACCAACAACGAUGACAUUAUGCUCAUAAAGCUGAGGGCUCCGGUCUACCUGAACAGCUAUGUUUCCAUUGCCCUGCUACCCAGGCACGGCGCCUCCAUAGUGCAGGGCACAGUGUGCCGAGUGUCAGGCUGGGGAUACACCAGCCCCACUGGAAGCCAGAUCCCUUCCACCCUCCGUACUGUCAAGCUCCCCAUUGUCUCCACAGAAAAAUGCAACAGCAGUGAGUCCUAUCACGGUGAAAUCACAGAGAACAUGCUGUGUGCUGGUUACAGUACUGGUGGAAAGGAUUCCUGCCAGGGGGACUCUGGGGGUCCGCUGGUUUGUGAAGGCCGUGUCUACGGCGUGGUGUCCUGGGGCAGAGGUUGUGCUGAAGCCCAGUUUCCUGGAGUCUACACUGCUGUCUCUAAGUACCGCAGUUGGAUAGAUAACACCAUAUUUAGCUUCUACAGAGGGUGUAACAAAGGUUAGAACCCAGUGUUAACGAGAAUAAGAGUAAACACUUGAGAAAUAAGGUUUUUUAUUUCAUUUUAGCCUGUUUUGAGUUAAAAUGUAUGUUAGUUUUAUUAUUUGCCUACACUUUAUUAUGUUAUAUGCUAAAGGAAUAGUUCAGCAUUUAGUUCACUCAUUUCCUUUUUUUGAGGGAUAAAUGAGACCAUUAAUACAGCUGGCAGCUGGUUAGCUUAGGUUAGCUUAGCAUAAAAACAUAUGAAAACCAUAGACUGUAUAUAAAAAUGGACAGUGUGUGAUCACACUUGAAACAUUUUGCAGACAGAUUGGAGCCAUGAUAUCAGGCCUCCAGUCAAAACAGUCAAAUCAUUCAAGCAAGUCCCCCUUUUAUAUAUGAUCAAAUAACUUAUUAAAACAUAUUUAUCAUGAAAAUGACCUCUUGCACACAAAUCAGUGUGAUAAUAUCUAUAUAACUGUUUACUUUGGCUCUAACCUGCUAACAUGGAGGGGGCGGGGUUUAUGACCUAUAAUGCAACCAGCCACCAGGGGUGAUCGACCUGUGGUGGCUUCACUUCUGGGAAACUGUCAUGUCAUCCAACUUUCUAUAUCGUCUGAUGGAAACAACUAGCCAGGUUCUGC
Molecule: messenger RNA, 1458 nt
Organism: Monopterus albus (swamp eel)
Lineage: Eukaryota; Metazoa; Chordata; Actinopteri; Synbranchiformes; Synbranchidae
Product: trypsin-3
Exons: 5
Coding region: 1-840 (279 amino acids)
Biological process (GO): proteolysis
Molecular function (GO): serine-type endopeptidase activity
Source: RefSeq, a predicted model, not a curated record